Messenger RNA from Effrenium voratum, 1008 nucleotides. NCBI's taxonomy places the organism in Eukaryota, Dinophyceae, Suessiales, Symbiodiniaceae. The record is from the annotation of a GenBank genome assembly.
AGCAAGGGGUCCGGGCGCAAAACGCCGCCCGCGGCGUCUUGCCCAUGGACGACGAGCGACGGCUUUUGCCCGAGGCGGCGCCUGCUGCCGGCGGCGCCGCGGAAGCUGCCCGGCGCUGUCGGCGCCUGGGGUUGCUCGGGCUGGGGCUGGCGCUGCUAGGUUUGGCGUUCGCAGGCUCCCGUGUGCGGGAAGCUGCGGCGCUGGAAGCUGCAGAGGUCUUGGAUGAGGUCGACACUUCCAACUUUCUGGACCUGGUGCGGGUGGUGCCCUACGGCGUCCUGGGGGUCCAAAGUGGCAAAGGCGGCUUCGCGCAGACGGGGCCCGAGCCAGAGGAGUCUACGGCCAUUGUGGACCCUGCCGGCCUGCGCUUCGUGCAAGACCUGGGCCCGGCUGGCGCUGGGGGCGCCUCAGGUGCGAUCUAUUCCUGGCUGAGGAUCAAUCUGGAUGCAAAGUUUCCCGCGGCGGUGCGGCGAGCCAUCCAGAAGGAGGGUGAUGCGAAGCACUACGCCUACGGCCAGAAGCAGGUGAUCCACGUGGUGGGCCCCGACUUCAGCGCGGUGGCCUCGGACUCCUCUUCCGCGCGGAAGGAGGCGAUGCGAAAGCUGGAGAAAGCCUACAAACACGUGCUGGAGGAGUUCCUUGACUCGGGGGCCACGGGGCUCCGCAUGCUGCCGGUCUCGGGGGGGAUCUUCGCAGGGCCCUUCCAGGAAGAGCUGCCGCGGAUGACCUUCGCGAGCCUAAACAACGCUUUCAGGUCCCUGGAGGUUUCGGAGCAGCAGCGCUUGCGGCGGCAGCUGAGGGGCCGCCUGGAGAUGUGCAUUUUCGCGGAGAGCCAGGUGCCAGCCUUUCGGGCUGCGUGCCCAAUGUGCCGCACCUGACAAGAACAAGCCAUUUGAUGGCUUGUUUGCUGAAUGGCCGUGCAUUUCAGUGGGAAGUCACCUCAAAAGUGGGUGGUGGAGAUGAAUCCCCGCCGAAUUCUGAUGUCCACCAAGGGGUCCCCAAUGAAGC